AUGAAGACUAAAAGACAUAGUAAACCACACUCCGCCUUCCCUGUCAUGAUAAUCUUUUCGUUGUGUUUGCAAACAAGUGCAAACCAUACCGAUCACCCCAGGGUUCCAAAUGAAACCUGGAAUCCUAUCAGCCAAAACCUAUGGGGAAGCCAGAACGCAACAGAAGCCAAUACAAAUUCUCCUCCAAGCCUCAAUUUCAGCAGCAAAAUGACUACUUCUGAAAUGCAGGCAAGUACCCUGCAAUCCUCAUCCUCCACGAUGGCCCAAAAUUCAACAUCUUCCCCUGCCAGAAGUGCUGUUUCUGCCACUGGAGGACCUAGGAAUACCAGCAGACCCAAGAGCACCAUGACAAAGGAAACAUGCGAAGACAAUAAGUCUCUUAUACUGAUUUGCUUCAUUAUAAUAGCAGUACUUGUGCUUAUCUGCACCUUCUUAUUUGUGUCGACAGUCGUAAUAGCAAACAAAAUGUCCUAUCUCAAAAAAACCAAGCAAGGAAAACGCAGGCCCAGAAGCAAUGGCGAUAUUCUGGCGACUACCAGUUUAUGGCCAACUGCCGCAGGAACGUGGCAGAGGAUGCCGAAGGAGACAACUGGAGCUGACUUGAUAAUGCAGGACUUACUACCAGGGAGAGAUGCUGCGAUCCAGAGGAAAAGUGAAGAUGAAACUACUGAGAAACUCACUAAGGAAACAGACGACAAACAAGAAAACAAAGAACCAUCAAAGUCACACAAACCCGUUUUAACCAAUUUUGUAGUUGAGAUUUAA
Molecule: messenger RNA, 765 nt
Organism: Phaethon lepturus (White-tailed tropicbird)
Lineage: Eukaryota; Metazoa; Chordata; Aves; Phaethontiformes; Phaethontidae
Gene: EVI2A
Product: ecotropic viral integration site 2A
Exons: 1
Coding region: 1-765 (254 amino acids)
Cellular component (GO): membrane
Source: RefSeq, a predicted model, not a curated record